Amblyraja radiata (thorny skate) is the source of this 4879-nucleotide messenger RNA. RefSeq names its product rab11 family-interacting protein 1-like. The record is from RefSeq and is a predicted model, not a curated record. Gene Ontology annotation, biological process: regulated exocytosis. The transcript is spliced from 7 exons. Gene Ontology annotation, cellular component: intracellular membrane-bounded organelle. Bases 167 to 4180 code for a protein of 1337 amino acids. Gene Ontology annotation, molecular function: small GTPase binding. NCBI's taxonomy places the organism in Eukaryota, Metazoa, Chordata, Chondrichthyes, Rajiformes, Rajidae.
CUCGGCGGCCGCGGCUCCAACACACUCCCCGGCGGCUCCAACCCACUCCCCGGCAGCCCAGGUAGGAGGCAGAGGUACAGGCGAUACUGUGCAGCCCAUCCCCAAAGUGUUUGCAAAGCGUUCCUCCUCUCCUGGUGUUCCCCAGCUACGGGCCGGCCGGGCUGACAUGUCGCUGUUGGGACAGAGCCAGCGAUGGUUCCCCACACAUGUCCAGGUGGUGGUACUCCGCGCCCGGGGGCUCCGAGCCAAGGGCCGGGACGGAACCAACGACGCCUUUGUCAUCAUGCAACUGGGUAAGGAGAAGUACUCGAGCUCGGUGGCCGAGAAGAGCCGUGAGCCGCUGUGGAGGGAGGAGGCCGAGUUCGAGCUGCCGCCCCUGCUGCAACAGGCCAGCCCCGACAAGGGCACUACCCUCUAUCUCAUCGUAACCCACCGGGCUCUGGUGGGCUUGGACAAGUUCCUGGGACAGGCGGUGAUCGACCUGAGGGAACUCUACCAUCACAAGACCAAUAACAAAGUGGGAUGGCACAAGCUUCAGUCCAGGCAGGGUAAGAAGGAGAAGGAACGAGGGGAGAUCGAGGUGGACAUCAGGUUUGUGAGGAACAAUAUGACGGCCAGCAUGUUCGACCUCUCCAUGAAGGACAAGUCCAGGUCGACUCUCGGCAAGCUGAAGGACAAGUUGAAGGGAAAGAAGAAGGAUGGGUUCUCUGACUCCGCCUCAGCCAUUGUCCCCAGCAUCAGUACCCCAGUGGACAGCGAUGAUGAGAACAUGGUAGCGGGGCAGAAGAAGAAGAAGAAAUCCAAGCUGAAGAUGCUGUUCCCCAAAUCCAACCUGCAGCGGACAUCCCUGUCGCAGUCCAUGUCCGUCAUCCCCACCGGCCCAUCCUCUCCAGCUGACCUCAACAAGGAAGCUCGCACCUUCGCUGAUGAGGACUUCACUGAGAUACAGCUGCACACCUCCCCUGAAGAGGAGGACGCGAGCAAGGAUAUGCAUGUACCGAAGAUCAUGGGCCACAAAAGGUCUUCUAGUGAAGACACCAAGCAGCUGACUCUGGCCCCAUCCACGGCGGGGAAGAAGGAGACCCUGUCGUUGUUCAGUGGCCUGAGGCCAAAGAGUGACCCUGUGUCGCAGUCCAAUCUCUGCAUCAACGGCAGCCAUGUGUACGCAGAGGAACCCAACCCCAUUCUCCACUCCAAACCAAAGAGCGAUUCGAAGUUGCAGUCCAACAGCCAGUUCUACGCCUCUCUGGAGGACCUACCUUCCAAGUUGUCCCCCUCUCCCUUGGAGACCCAACCGCACGCGGGCUUCAGUGACCAAGCCUUGAAAUCUGUCGCCCCGCCCGGCCCCCAGCGACUCGGCAGCACUGGUGACCUGACCGUUGUCCAGAGGCCGGAUGGGCCAAAGGAGAAGGACACCGGAUUCUCCAGGAGCUCCGGGAAGGAAGAGGAGGGGGGUAAAAACGCGGACUCCUCCAACGCCCCUGGAGCAGGUUCAAAGCCCCUCAACCCCUUUGAGGAAGGGAUCAAGGAAGAGGAGCGGAUCGCUCGGCCAGUGCCCAAGGCGGAGGUGGUUAAAGACGAAGGGGUGACCAAAAAGGAGGAGCCCAAACGUGGGGGCUUAAUGUCCCUGUUUCCCAGGAAGACCGAGGCCGUCAAAGCUUCCAACACAAAGGAGCCACUGAACCCCUUUGACACAGUGGAGGCAAAGAAGCCACCAUCCUCCUCGGUGUGGUCAACCAGGACUGCAGCCAUCAAACCCAAAUUGGACGUGUCUCCAAAGUUCGAAACCAAAGCCAACUCUCUGUCAUCUUUCCUUUCUGAUCCCUCUUCUCCUUCCUCCUCUGCUCCCAGCGACCCCUUUAGCUCAGCUCCUGCCAUCGGCCCGAGAGGCUCUGACCUUUCCAGCCGACAUUUGACCAAUAGUCCACCCCUGCCCUCCAAGUCAGACUCCUUGGGACUUCGGCCAUCUCGUGUAGAUGAGUCCGGCCUCACCCCUUCGCUUCUGCCUCUUGUUGCAGGCUCCUCCUCCUCUUCCAUGGCCAUAGAUACCCAGACGAACCAGCUGCCCAGCCCUGAGAUAGUUGGAGGAAGGCCUUUGGAGGUUGGGGCAACACCCAGGCAAGGGAGCAAGGUGUCGCCUCGACUCUUGCUCCAGGAGCUGACCACAAGGGGACAGAACGCAAGAAGUGACCAGCGAUCCCCAUCUGAUGGAGAGGAGGACUCUGCCAUUGUGCAUCCUGAUGGUUCAUCUCAAGAUGUUCCACUUGAAACUAUUCCAGUGGACACAACUGUAAUCCUGGAGGAAGGCAAGAGAGUGGGCAGUGAAGAUGAGAGAGUGGGCAGUGAAGAUGAGAGGGUGGGCAGUGAAGAUGAGAGAGUGGGCAGUGAAGAUGAGAGAGUGGGCAGUGAAGAUGAGAGGGUGGGCAGUGAAGAUGUGAGCCCUGUGAAGAUGCCUGCCAGUGAUGCUUCACAAGGAAAGAUGUCCAUGGACCAUCCAGCCUUAAUCAACCCUAAUCCUGUCCGAACAUCAACCACCAGCCAUCCCACCACGCCUGUGCCCAAAGUGCCACCCCGUAGCAGUGUGCCCAGUUCAGGGGCACCUCCUGCUCCGAAACCGGAGCAAAAUGUCCCACCAGUUCCUGCCCCAAGGAGUUUGCCCACGAUGAACAAAGCAGUCGCCCUUGAUGCCUCAUCGAGAUCUGCAGAAGGGCAGCCUCUGAAGGACUUGAUGCAUUUUGAGUGGGAUGCGGAACCAGUCACAGAGUCUGCUGCAGGUGGAGGGACAGAUGGUACUUUGGCAGCGGGGACACCUGUCAACAAUCUGUCCCUGUGUGAACCACAGGGAGAUGACCACGGUGGCCCGCUGGUGGCCACACACAAGCCUGAGCCUUGCUCCAUCUCCGGCCUGAACCUUGCUUCUCCAACGGAGAUGACUGAUGAUUACCCACUCGUGGUGGUGGAGGAGGAGAACGUGGACAUGGACAUGGACAGCCCUUCCACUCUGCAGCCCAGCGGGCAGAUGGUACUUCCUGAGAAGAUGGAACAUGUUGCAGAAGAUCCUUUGGCAAGUGAGCUAGAAGUGGUGGGUGAUGUUGGUCAUGUGUCACCACCUCCAGGACCUCCAGCUCCACCCGCUGUGACCCUGGUCUGGCAGGCAGAAGCCCAGACCUCUCCUGACCCCAACCCAGAUCUGACCCACGUCACCCCAGCCGAUUCUGACCAUCCGGCCAACUUGCAGCCUGUGGCGAUCGAACCCAAUGAUGGCAAUGCCAACCAAUGGUUGGUCAACGGAAUCAAAGGCCACGAUGCAGUGACCUCUGACAAAGGUGGAGAAUCUCUCGAACAUAGCCUAGCCCUCACCAAUAAACGCGAGAGUGUAGAACUACCCAUGAAAGAUGACCGUGUCCAUCCAGAACUAACGGCUAAUGCGGCCACCCCCGCUACUCUGGAAAUUGCUGCCGUUACUUUGGACAUGGGAGACGAGACCUUCACUGGACAGGAGCUACAAGCUUCUGAGAGGGCAGCUGUGGUUUCUUCCAUUUCCACCCCAUCGGUUGGGUCUGGUCGGCUUGAGGCUUCACCUGCAACUGUAGAUUCUGUCGGGUUCUUGGUUCCUCCUCUGUCUCCUUCUGUGCUGUCACGGCCUGCCUGCCCCCUGCCCGACAACCCCCCUCCAGCAGGGAGAUCCCACGGAGUGGAGCACUCUGGCCAGAAGAUGCUGAUUCAAGCGAGGGUUGUGCCUACCGAGACACAACCAAUCCAUCCCCCGGGCAAUGCAGCAACAGCACUUUACAAACGCAGACUUCACCCUGUGAAGCCCAUGAAUGCUGCAGAAACAAGAUCUAAUGAAAUAGCUUCGGAGGAGAAUCUGAAGACAAAGAUCAAGAAUACGAGUUUAUUGGUGACCAAGUCUUCCGCUGGUCACUCUUUUGCAGUCAAUGAAAAUCAAAGUCAUCCCAAGGACUACAAUCGCUCUGACCCAGCCUCUGCCUACGCCCAGCUCACACAUGAUGAGCUGAUCCAGCUGGUCCUGAAGCAGAAGGAGCUGAUCACCAAGAAGGAUGGCCACGUGCGGGAGCUGGAAAACUACAUCGACAACCUGUUGGUCCGCGUGAUGGAGGAGACCCCCAACAUCCUCCGGGUGGCCUGCCCGCCCAACAGGAGGGCGGAGAGAGUGUGAGGCGGGGGAGGGAGUGGGGACCAAGGCCGAGCUAAGGCGAGGAGUGAGAUCGAGGACGUUGGCGCUGAGCUCCAAGAUGAUGCCUUGCACCAAACCGUACACUGAAAGGUUCGUCGUUGGGUGGAAGCUGACCCAGUGAACGCGGGUGUGGGGUCUUGGCUCCGGUUUAGAUCCCCAUCCAACGUUCCCCUCGAGUGAUGUUCAGGUGCCUCAAGUACCGGAGCAGUUGUCCAAGUCUGAUAACGCUCCAGAAUUGUGUCUUCACAAGUCUGGGUUUGAGUGUCGGGAGAAGGGAACGGGUCUGGAAAUGCGUUGUGUUAGGCAGGUCUGAUCCAAUAAUGGCCCUGCUCCUCCCCCAACCCCCCCUCCCCAACCCCCCCCACCUCCCCAACCCCCCCCACCUCCCCAACCCCCCCCUCCCCAACCCCCCCUCCCCAACCCCCCCUCCCCAACCCCCCCCUCCCCAACCCCCUUGCCUUUCAGAACAAGAACACAACACAGCGGCGAUCUGUGCGUGAUCUCUCCGUUGGGUUAAAUCGAUUCUCUGAGUGUCACCGCCCACACACAUCACCUUUGACCUGUGAACAGAAUUAACUUUGACCCACCCCAUUACAAUCUGUGCAUCAUCAUGUUUCCAGACUUCCUGUAUUGACAUGAAAUUAAGACGCCCUUGCGAUUGUUCGGCUGUUUUUAAACACC